Chrysoperla carnea is the source of this 1057-nucleotide messenger RNA. It is a transcript of the gene SelT, whose product is annotated as thioredoxin reductase-like selenoprotein T homolog CG3887. The transcript is spliced from 3 exons. Bases 177 to 791 code for a protein of 204 amino acids. Gene Ontology annotation, cellular component: endoplasmic reticulum membrane. Gene Ontology annotation, biological process: cell redox homeostasis. Lineage: Eukaryota; Metazoa; Arthropoda; Insecta; Neuroptera; Chrysopidae. The record is from RefSeq and is a predicted model, not a curated record. Gene Ontology annotation, molecular function: thioredoxin-disulfide reductase (NADPH) activity.
AACGUGACAAUCACAAUUUGUACAUUGGUAGCAGUGUUUGUCACAAGUAAACAAAGUGAAAAGUACAUCAAAUCGAAGAGAGCAUAAUAUUUUGUAUAAAAAAAUAUAGGGUUAUUUUAGUGCUGUCAAAAUUAAAAGUAAAUCAAUUUGGCUUACGGUGAUAUCGGUCAUCAGCUAUGGCUAAUCAUAAUGUGACAUUUUGGUAUUUUUCAAUAAUAUGUGUAUUUUUUAUUAUAAACAUACCAAGUGAUACAAAUGCAGAUAAAGAAAUUCCUUUAACAAAAAUUAGUAAUGGACUUAGUGCUCCAACAUUGAAAUUUUUCUAUUGCUAUUCCUGUGGUUAUAGAAAAAUGUUUGACGAAUACGCAAAUAUUAUUAAUCAAAAAUAUCCUAUUUUAAUUGUUGACGGAGCUAAUUAUGAUCCACCUAAUAUGAAUAUGUUAUUAGCUAGAUUUUUAGCAUUCGCCAAAAUAGCUUUGAUAUUAUUAAUAUUAAGUAGCACAAAUCCCUUCGAUUUUCUUGGACAACCACAACCGAGUUGGUGGAGAUGGUGUUUAGAAAAUAAACUAUACGCUUGCAUGAUGUUAUUCUUUUUAUCAAAUAUCAUUGAAGGGCAACUUAUAUCAUCCGGUGCAUUUGAAAUAUUUUUAAAUGAUGUACCAGUGUGGUCAAAAUUAGAAACUGGACGUAUUCCACAACCCGCUGAAUUAUUCCAAAUUAUUGAUAAUCAUAUGAGAUUUACUGAAUUCGGUGAUACUACUGUUGAAUUGAAACCAGGUUUUGCAAAAUAACAUACAUUUCCAUAACUUAUUUUUGUGUUAUCUUUAUUUUUUUUUUAUGUUUACAAACGAAAUAAAUAAUAUAUUUGUUUUUAUUUAUGCAAUUUUACGAGAAUUAUGGCUGCAAACGAACUAAUUUAAGAACAGAACAUUAUUGUACAUUUUCGGAUCAUUCAAUGCAUUUACUAUUUUUAAUUCAUUUUCACAAUUUGAACCAUGGUUUCUUUUCUUAGGCAUUGUGUAAAUGUGUUGUUUAUUAUGUUAAUAAAAACUUCCGA